UAAAAGUCCAUGUUUUGUCUCAUGCCAACGCAGACCUCUACAUCGGUACUGUCCACGUUUUUGUGCAUUUUGUCUGCUUUCUACACAGCUGCGCAAACAUGGACAACAACCACACCGUUUUAACACACAACAAUAACGCAAAAUUUAGUUAAAAAUGUAGUUAGUUAGUGAAAAUGUACGCUAGCCAUGACUUGUCCCCUGUGACAAAGCUGUCACGUUGAAGAUAUUUCCUUUUCCUUUUUCCUCCAUACCGUCCCGAUGGACACCCAGUGGGAGGGACUAAAGAGUGCAUCACCUACGGGAACAUAAAUGAACUCUCCUCUGAGAAAACACUGGCUGGAUUAGGAUGAAACAGUACUAUUAACUUGAAUCUUUCUUUGUCCUGCUUGUGGACUAGAUGUGUACGCCGAGUCGCGGACUGCAGUCAAGCCAGCCUCCACUUUGGAAAACACAGUCGCGGUGGUGUUUGAACUGAGAGGAAGCUGGCACUUGCACCAACAGUGUGAUGGCCAGUUCAGAGGAUGUGAUUGAGCCGCUGGCUCAAAGCUCAACAGCCCCAAACCUUGGCAGAAGACGCUUUUCGCACGACCUCCAUGAUCUGAGUCCUGAUGAGAUCGAUGGCCUCAUGUCCAGCAGUGAGGGUCGCCCUUUCCUUGUGGUGCAUCAUCUUCCUGAAGUAAAAGAGAAGGGUAUACCUUACUUAAUACCUGGCAUCCCUAUUACAUGCAGAGUGGACAACACAGAGAAAUACACUACUCGCUCAAAGGUUCAUGUAGGUACCCUGUACACAGUGCGGCUAACACACGGUCACUUCCACUGGACAGUGAAGAGGAAGUACAAGCACUUUCAGGAGCUGCAUCGAGACCUUUACAAGCACAAGAUGAUGAUUCACUUGCUGCCUCUGGGAAGGUUUUCAAAGGAAAGGCAACAGCUGAGAGCCUUGUCAGAGGAAAUGCCCAGCCUACACGGGACUGAACGGACCCGAAGGACCUCCAGCAAAAUGAAAUACCUUGAGGAGUACCUGAAUGGUCUGCUGGAGAAUGUGUUCUGCAGGAAUGAUCACAGCAUGCUGGAAUUCCUCUCUGUCGGUGCUCUCUCCUUCAUCACUGAUCUUGGACCCAAAGGCCUGGAGGGACCCAUCUUCAAGAGGUCAGGGGGCCACCGGAUCCAAGGCCUGAAUUGUAUCGGCCAUCAUCAGUUCUGUUUCCGCUGGUCACGACGGUGGCUGGUGGUGAAAGACUCCUUUCUGAUGUAUAUGAACAGAGACAACGGCUACAUCAACUUUGUGCUGCUGUUUGACCCAGAGUUCAAAGUGAAAGUGGGCCGUGCUUACACUGACACCAAAUACGGUGUCUGCAUUGAGAACUUCACUCGGAAUCUGAUCAUCAAAUGCAGCAGCUAUAGACAGGCUCAUUGGUGGAGUCACGAAAUAAACCAGCUGGCAGAAUCCUCUGACUUUCUUAAAGUGCAACGCUUCGACGGGUUCGCCCCUCCACGGGAGAACACGCUCACUAAAUGGUAUGUGAAUGGAAGAGGCUAUUUUGCAGACCUGGCUGAUGCUCUCGAACAAGCCAAGGAGGAAAUCUUCAUCACAGAUUGGUGGCUCAGCCCUGAAGUGUUCCUAAAGAGACCAGCAACUGAUAACUACUGGCGCCUGGAUGAGAUACUCAAACGCAAAGCAGAACAAGGAGUCAAAGUGUGCGUUUUGCUGUACAAAGAGGUGGAGCUAGCACUUGGCAUUAAUAGUGAGCACAGCAAGAGGACACUUAUGAAUAUGCAUCCAAACAUCAAGGUCAUGCGGCACCCUGACCAUGUGUCAUCGGUGGUGUUCUUCUGGGCUCACCAUGAAAAGAUAGUGGCCAUUGACCAGACAGUAGCCUUUGUGGGGGGGAUUGACCUGGCCUUUGGGAGGUGGGAUGACAGCCAGUACAGGCUAACGGACCUGGGUUUGACAGAGACGGCCGACCGCGUACCCACUGAGGAGCCCGCAGGAGAUACAAGAGACAAUGGUGUAGCUGAUGGUCCUAAACCAUCUGACCCAGAUAAGCAAGAAGAGGAGGACCCUGAAGAUCUGACUGGCAACAAGAAAUUGUGGCUUGGCAAAGACUACAGCAACUUUAUCAGGAAAGACUGGGUCCAACUGGACAGACCGUUUGAAGAUAACAUCGACCGUACUCAAGUUCCUCGCAUGCCGUGGCGUGAUCUGUCAGCAGCUAUUCAUGGCAGAGCCGCCAGGGAUGUAGCCCGUCACUUCAUCCAGCGCUGGAACUUCACCAAGAUCUUCAAAAACAAGUACAAGGACGAGUUCUACCCUUACCUUCUCCCCAAGUCUCACAAUACUGCAGACUCACUCUCAUUCACUGUCCCUGGGUCCACCAAGGCCAAAGUGCAGGUGUUGCGCUCUGCCGACCGUUGGUCUACUGGAACCUGUGAGAACUCGAUCCUCAAUGCCUACAUUCACACCAUCGAGAACAGCGAGCACUACAUCUACAUCGAGAACCAGUUCUUCAUCAGCUGUGCUGAUAGCAAGACUGUCCAUAAUGGGAUUGGCGAUGCGAUUGUGAAUCGAAUCUUGCGUGCACACAGAGACAAGAAGAAGUACAGGGUGUUUGUGGUGAUUCCUUUACUUCCUGGGUUUGAGGGAGACAUCAGUGCAGGAGGUGGAAAUGCCAUCCAAGCUAUUCUACACUUUACUUACAGGACCAUUUGCAGAGGAGAGCACUCCAUCCUGUCUAGACUUAAGGAAGUUGAGGACCAGUGGGUAGACUACAUCACAUUCUGUGGCCUGAGAACACAUUCCCAACUCUCCCAGACGCUUGUUACAGAACUCAUCUACGUUCAUAGCAAGACCCUCAUUGCUGAUGACCGCUGCUAUAUCAUUGGAUCAGCCAACAUCAAUGACCGAAGCAUGCUGGGCAGUAGAGACAGCGAGAUGGCAGUGUUUGUGGAGGAUGAAGAGCGGGUCCCAUCCGUCAUGGGAGGGGAGGAAUACCAGGCAGGACCCCUCACACUCGCUCUGCGCAAGGAGUGUUUCAGAGUCCUUGUUGGAGCUUCUUCGGACCCCAGUAUCAAUGUUGAUGACCCAAUCAGUGAUGAUUUCUUCUUCUUGUCCUGGAAAGCAGCUGCUAGAUUGAAUGCCACGAUUUAUGACAAGGUCUUUAAAUGCCUGCCCUACGACACUGUCCACAACAUGCGAGAGCUGAAAGAGUACUCCAGCCAGGAACGCCUUAGUGAAACAAACCCUGAGCAGGCCAUGGAGGAGCUGAAGGCCGUACGAGGGCUGCUGGUGUACUUCCCCCUGAAGUUUCUGUGUGAGGAGAACCUGCUGCCUCCGCUGAGCACUAAGGAAGGCAUGGCCCCUGUAGAGCUGUGGACAUAACUGCAGCUCAGCCCAGAUCAGACCACUGCAUAACACCCAAAGGACUGCUGUGCCACAUGUGCACCCUUGUAGUUCCAGCUCACCUAACAUUCAGCACAGUGCACUAAGGUAGUUGCAGUACUGGCACAUCAGCGGUGAGGGAAACACAUCACUUUAACACAAUUUAUUCGUUAAUCAUUGAUAUUUUUAUGUUGUCUUUUUGAAUGACCAUGGUCUAAUCUGAUCAUAACCACUGAAAUGUAGAUUUUAAGAUGAUUAUCUGUCAGAAUGGUAGAUUAGACUGUAUUGGCCAGUUUAUUCACAAUGGCAACGUCUGCAAAACAAAAUGAAUGUAUGACUCAGAAGAGUAUUGCGAGGUUGUAGAGGAAAUCAAGCAUCUCACAUGAUCUGGGAACAUAGUGUACAGUUAUUGGUGCAAGGUUUUUGGGUGGGUGGCUCUGUCUCUCUCUCUCUCUCUCUCUCUCUCUCUCUCUCUCUCUCUCUCUCACACACUCGCUCUCACUCUCUCCCUCCCUUCGAGGUUUCACCUCUCACUGCAGUGCCAGCAAAUCUGUCAGAACAUUUGUGGUUGUUAUGGUGACAGAUAUAAAGAGAUGGCUGGAUCGUAGCUGAAAUACAGCCUUGAUGGGGCAGAGAAGGGAGAACACUGAUAAGAGGAAUAUAACUUACUAAAUCAGGACGGCGUGCAGUGAAAUAGAAAGCAGAAUGUGGAAAGAGGACUGACAAUUUCUGCAGAAACAAAGUCAUUUUAACGGUUUUGGAUAAAUGAUCAGGUGGGAAAACUGUGGGAGAGAAAGACAAGGAGGAUUUUAAUAAGUCGCCAUGACAGCCAAGUGAAUUAAAACUUUCACCAUAUUGACAGCAGUCAAGAAAGGAACAUUCCACUAUGCGCUUGGUUUUUGGGAAACUGUUGAUUGUUUGAUUAUUGCAUUUUUCAGCCAUUUCCAUGUGGGCUCCACAAUUCUGUGUCAACGUGCCAUAAAAUACUUUGAAUUUGUUUAAGGGCAUUACAUAUUGCCAUAACACUGACUGAAUGUCAGCAUAAUGUGACUUUAAUUCAAGCUGCAGUUUCCUUGGAACAUGUCAUAUUUUUCCUAUUUUUCCUAUUUUUUUAAUUUUAGGCAUAACUUGAUAUGUAAUCAAGUCAGUUUCUUUGUUAAAACCUGUUUAUUUUCAUAACUGAGUCUUGGGUUACCAAGUGACUACUACUGAGCAAUCUGAAUAAAGACCUACCUUAUCUUAUCUGAAAAAGCAUUGGACAGAUAGGCAGGCAGGCAGGCAGUUUCUGAUUUGGAAAUAUCAUGUAAUAAUUCAACAGAACAUACAGUUGAUGUUGCAUUCCUUGUGUAUAAAAAUAGGACUCCGGUUAAUAUUAUGCAGUAACAAAAUUUUGUAAGCUUGUAAGACAUGGGUAACAGGAAAGGACUUUGAUGAGAAGAAAAUAAGGAAGUUCUAUAACAUGCGCAUGAACACUUGGGCAAAACAAUGUUACUUUGAGAAUAUUUACAUAUUUUAAGAUUUCUCAUAUGGCACACAGUCAUACCAAGUUUUAUCAGUGCCUCUCUAAAGCACCUGUAUGUAAGUUUUUAGGAAACAACCAGCAGCGAGGCAGAUAAUAGCAGCAGCAAAUGAAGCUUGUGAAUGAGACUUUAUGUUUUUUAUGCUCAUCUUUUCAGUGGUGUUCUCAUUUUACUUUUCAAUAUUGGGAAUGCUUCAUGCAUUUUAAAGAGACGUGUAUGUCAACGAAUGACUUCAAGUGAUAGAUUGUGGUACAUGACAUCACCAUAAUCCAGUCCAUUAAUCCAAAAAAAUGGAAAAUUUGACAGAGCCAGUGAAAUUGUAAAGACUGUUUCAUAAGCUUUUGUAGGCAUGCUCACAAAUCAACAGCACUACUGAGGUGGGUUUUAGUGCAAACUUGUCUGUGAAUGUGACAGAUGACAGGUGUCCCACAUGAAAAUGAUUUUCUCUACUUGAAGCACAAUUCACAGAGGAGCCAGUAAAACCAUUUGUGUUUAGAAAUGACACAGAACUGUUCACACAUUCCUUUUGAAAGAUAUUAAAAAGCCACUAUGAGCCUUUGCACUCUUGAAGCUGGGUAUUUGCUAGCUCUUAUACAGCACAAAACGACCGCCUUCAGUGACGUUCUUGGUUUAAAGGUUUUGCAGAACUGUCUGUGAUGUACUGAGAUGUACUGUUUCUAUCAUUAAUUCUAUUUUUAUUAGCCUAAUAACCAGCAUUACCUAUUCAUUUUGGUGUAUAUGUCACUAAUAUAAACUUGUGUUUUUAACUCAUUCCUAUUAUCCCUGACAGUCACUGUGUCCUUUGUGUAUAUAAAUCUGUAGAUCUGAGUCAUUACCUUGCAGUUGCUGAUGUUUAAGUUACUAACACUCAGGGGUAGAGAGAUAAUAAAUAUUCUUACUCUUCACAGUUAUGCACAACGUGUACUUUUAGGCAUGUUGCUUUUCUUGUUUCCUCAAUGAACUUGUUUUUUUAUGUAGUUUCAAACUGAAUAUCUGCUUUUACUUUUAUUUAAAAAAUCCUAAUUAGCCAAAAUGCUUAUUCAAAUCAAAAAAUGUCAGACUUCUCAUAUAAUGUUUUAUAAAAGAACAUACUGUAUAUUUGUACUUUUAAUACAUACAGGAUAAGUAAUGGCCUGUCUACUUCAUGAUGUUUGUAAACUCUAGAUGAUAGACCACUGUCUAGAUAUGUUUUUAUUAAAAAAUGCCUUCCACAGCUAGACUACUCGUAUCAUCUAGAGACACUUUGAGAGAGAAAAAGGGGAAGGAAAUCCUACUUUUUGUGAUAACAUACUCAAUGGUGACGUGAAUAUACACUGUAAACCACCACUUCCACUACUCCUGUUAAUUCCAGCAAUGUCCUUUGCUAACUUUAUAUUCUUGGAUCAAAUAAUGCAUUUUCAUGAGCAAACUGAUUACUGACAGCUGACAUCUUUUAUGGGAAAUAUGCAUUGUUUAACACAAAAUGAAAUCAUUUCUUUGUGUGAAUUCUGAAAUGUUCAAUAAAACAUCAAUGCAGUCCCCAAGCUGUUGCA
Molecule: messenger RNA, 6431 nt
Organism: Scatophagus argus
Lineage: Eukaryota; Metazoa; Chordata; Actinopteri; Scatophagidae
Gene: pld2
Product: phospholipase D2
Exons: 24
Coding region: 506-3379 (957 amino acids)
Biological process (GO): intracellular signal transduction; cell motility; phosphatidic acid biosynthetic process
Molecular function (GO): D-type glycerophospholipase activity; phosphatidylinositol binding
Source: RefSeq, a predicted model, not a curated record